Messenger RNA from Phialemonium atrogriseum, 975 nucleotides. RefSeq lists its product as uncharacterized. The transcript has a single exon. Bases 162 to 743 code for a protein of 193 amino acids. NCBI's taxonomy places the organism in Eukaryota, Fungi, Ascomycota, Sordariomycetes, Cephalothecales, Cephalothecaceae. The record is from RefSeq and is a predicted model, not a curated record.
GCGCGACCGUUCUCUCGUGCGAGGACGCGCCGCCGCCGUACAGCGACCGCGAUCGCGCGCCGAGCAGUUGCCCCCCGGAUUACGCACAGCCGGCGCGACCGGCCGUGGACCCCGACGAUGAAAAGGCGGCCCUCGAACAAGCCUCUUCUUCCGCCUCUAACAUGGCCACCACGAUGACAACGACAAUGACGACACCAAUGACAGCGACAACAACAACACACCCCUCCACCACCCUCCAACAACCCGCCCCCCAGUCCCCCGAGGACACCCUCCACAUCCUCGACCACACCCACGACACAAUCCCCUCCCUCUCGCUCCGCUACGGCAUCCCGGCCCCCGCCCUCCGGCUCGCCAACCGCCUAACAAGCGACCACCUCCUCGCCGCGCGGCGCGCGAUCCUGAUCCCGGGCGGCGGACCGCACCAGCGCCACCACCACCACCAAUCUCCUUCCUCCCUGGACCCAGCCGCCGCCGCCAGCGACGAGGCCCGCAAGGCGCGCAUAAGGCGCUGGAUGGUGGCGACCAAGGUCCCCGACUACGACGUCGCGGUGCUGUACCUCGAGCAGGCCGGGCACGACCUCGACGCCGCCGUGGACGCCUACUUCGCCGACGAGGCGUGGGAGAGGGAGAACCCCAACCCGGACCCGGUCGGGGGCCGGUCGCGGGGUCGGGGUCGGGGUGGGGUCUUGGGCGAGAUAGGUUCGUGGUGGGCUGGUCAGGCGGGUUUUCUGCGGAGGAGUUGAGUGAGGCCAAAGCAAUGCAAGCUUGUAAUUAUACCUGGCUCUCUUCUUAUUUCAGUCACUUUUGGUAUUCGUUCGCGGGUUGGUUACAAGAGCUAGUAGCUCAUGAAUUGUUUGGGAUAUCAUAUAGAGCCUGCUGUGCUGGACACGGCAGACAGGGAGGCUUUUGGGGUCUGGCUACUCAAACAAACGCCGCCCGUCAUCUAAUCUACAUAUACAAAUACCACGCCAUGCC